AUGGAAGGUGAAACUUUUUGUUAUAUUGAUAGAGGCACUAAAAAUAUGCUAAUAUUUAGACAUUUUUUAACAUUGAUUGUGUUGGUGUAUCACAAAGAACUGAAGGGCAUCGAUUUUUAUGGAUUAUUAAUUAGUCUUCCAAGGAGUAGCUUAAUAGGCAAGAUAUACGAGAUUGAACAUAGCGUUCAAUCUGAAAUUAUAGAAGUUUUAAAUAGCAUAUUUGAAAACAUUACAGAAAGCGAUAUAAAAAUCGAUUUAAAUUCAGUUGCAUUUUCUGACUGUGGUUUAUUGAUGAAUUCGAGUAUUUUGUGCGACAAUCCUCUGGAAGGUUUGACUAAGUUUAUUUCGGAUCUAAACAGUCUUGAGAUUGAGGUUUUAGAUACAAUUAUAUUGGAAAAAAUGAAAACACUUAAUAAACUCGAUCCUUCCUUUAUCUUCUAUGACUCAGAAAUGGCGGAUAUGGAUUGCAAAAUAUUAGUUACAAUAGUAGAAGCUAAUUUUGAAGAAUGCCAAUACCCAACUAUUUAUGGUUCCAAUGUGAUACAUGAAGUGGAAUUAAAUAUGAUCGAUUUCGAUCUGAGGGAAUCAGAAAACACCAUCCUCACGGAAGAUUAUGAUUGUUAUUCAGAUAGAGAAAUAGACAUUGAAUCAGAUGCUUAUCGCGAAACGUUAUUUGAAAGACAACGUCUUUGUUAA
Molecule: messenger RNA, 696 nt
Organism: Vanderwaltozyma polyspora DSM 70294
Lineage: Eukaryota; Fungi; Ascomycota; Saccharomycetes; Saccharomycetales; Saccharomycetaceae
Exons: 1
Coding region: 1-696 (231 amino acids)
Source: RefSeq, a predicted model, not a curated record